CGUAUCAUUAUAUCGCAUACUUGAAAAUUGUAUGUACUCCUUACUACGAGAGAGAUUAUUAGAUAAAUCGUUUAAUGAUAAUACUAUGUUCAUUCUGUAAAAGAAGAUAACUUUUAUAAUAUACUGUCUGGUAUUUGAUUCCACGAUUAUGUAUAGUGCAAUAAUUUAAUUACUCGUGAUCAAAUUCAUUCGAAAAUGAAAUGUCGGUACGAAUUCAAUCGUUGUUAAUAUACAGUACGCUUGUUUCAUUUUAUUUAUGUAAUGGAAGCUAUGCGGGAGAUACGAAUGAAUUUGUUGGUAGUGUGCGAAAUUUGAGUGUGACAGUUUUAAAAGAUCCAAAAUAUGUAGGAAAGCAAAAUGCAUAUAAAUAUUUACGAUUGAAUAUAUCUUGGUUACCACCAGACAGUGUUAGGCAGCCUUCCUCUUACAGUGUUAUAGUCACAGGCAUACCAAUAAGGGAGGGAACAAGUAUCACAGAAUGUCCAGAAGGAUCACUUUUUUUUAUACUGAAAGACAGUACAAAACAUAAUGUAGUGCUUCCUGAAUACAACGAUUUAUUUGAUAUUGCAGAUCUGUAUAUACAACUCAAUUGUUCUUAUAAGGUGCAAGUCCUGGCGAAUCCAAGGUCAAAAUAUAUAAUAAAUACACCUGAAGUUCUUUAUACAGUUCCUGAAUGUAUAGAUCAUUUAUGCAGUUGUGUUAAUGCUAAAAAAACACUGCCGAUUCCAAAAGUAAACAUUUCUCAAGAAGAAAGUGAAAUUGUCAUAACUUGGAGUACAAAUUCUAACACAUCCAAUAUUCAGUAUUAUACAAUUAGCAUUGGUGUACCAAUUUUUAUAUCAAAGAAAGGACUGCCUGUAUAUAAUAUGACAAAACUAGUACAAGUACCCGUAGAUAAAACUGUAUUUUCAUGGGAUUUAAAAGUCAAUAAUCAGUAUAUAGAAAUUACAGAUGGUUAUAAAAUAGCAGUUAAUGCUGUUAAUCAUCAUGGAUGCUCUGGACUAGAGGGAGAUAUUAUUAUACAUUUCAUAUCAUCAGCAAAUCGCAAUAUAUGGCUUAUACUAAUUGGAAUACUAACCAGUUGUAUUCUAUUUGGAAUUGUAAGUUUCUUAUUGUAUCGUAACUAUAAUUUCUUUAUGGUACAUAACAGCAAUAAGUCUGGAAUAUGCACAAUUUCUGAAUGUAAAUGUAAAUGGACAAAAGCAAUACUACAGAAGUUCAACAUUUUGUAUAUUAAAUACGAAUCAGAGGAAGGAUAUAUGGAAGGGACAGAUAAUUUGAAUGUGGCAUUCAAAAGUGUAAAAUUAAUACAUGAGUUGGGUACUGGACAGUUUGGAAAAGUAUAUCUUGGUCAGUUAGAUGAUAAAAACAAUACUUCAGUUGCUGUAAAAAUGUCUCAACAAAUAGAUAUACCCAACAAUUCUGAAAUCCAACAGGAAUUUAUAAAAGAAAUUGAAAUAAUGAGAAUGGCUGGAAAUCAUCCUCAUUUAGUAAGCCUCAUAGGUUACUGUAUUAAACCUACACAACCAACGUGUAUCCUGCUUGAAUAUAUGCAAGGUGGAGAUCUAUUAACUUACUUGCAUGAUCAAAGAAAGCAACAAAAAAAUGAAACAAAUAAUUGCAAACCUGGACAAUAUACAAAUAUUACUAAUAAUUGUAGAGAAGAAAUUGAUGUUUCAGAAACUUUGUAUUCUAUGUGUUCUACGAUACGAAACACAAUGAAUAGUUACAAAUCUAGGCAAUAUAUGAAUAUUAUCAACAAUUGUAAGGAAGAAACAGAAUAUAGAAAAGAAGAUUGGAUUGGUAGAAUAAAAGAACAUCAAUUUCUAAAAUUUGCCACAGAAAUUGCUAUGGGCAUGGAGCACUUAGAAGCUAAAGGAAUUACUCAUAGAGAUCUUGCAGCAAGAAAUAUUCUUCUUAGUGCAGAUUUCACUGCCAAGAUUUCCGACUUUGGGCUUUCUCGCAAUAGUGCAUACGUGAUAAAAAAUAUUGAGAAAAAAACACGUCAUCUUCCAAUUAGAUGGAUGUCUCCAGAAGCUUUGCAUAACUUAGCUUUCUCUUCAAAAAGUGAUGUAUGGUCUUAUGGAGUGGUACUUUGGGAAAUUAGUACAUUAGGUGCGUUUCCUUAUGCAAAUGUACAAGAUGAUCGCUUAUUUCGUUAUAUUGUUCACGAGAACGGUCGCUUAGAGCAACCAGACAAUGUUCCUUCGAACAUUUACAAAUUAAUGCAUUCUUGUUGGGCUACAGAGUGUGAGAACAGACCAAAUUUUACGCAGUUGCUCUCCGAACUACGAAUUCUAACCUCACAUUCAAACAAUUCUUUCUGGACAAUGUCUAAUCCCUGUUACGCAUUACCAUUCUCAGACAAUAUUGCAUAACAUAAUUUGUUUUUUAAAUAUUCAAAAGAACAAAUAUUCCGAAAAAUGAAAAAUAUAUAUUUAUGUAAAAAGAAGAAAUUAAUGUUACUUACGUGUUAUUCUAUCUAUCUUAUCUAUUCAAUGUAUUCACGAGCGUCAAUACAAUCGGAAUUUUUAAACAGAACACCAGUAAACACGUUUAUGUGUUAUCCUACAUCUAUUCACGGUUUUGAUGCAAAUAUAUUUCAUUUAUUGUAUUUUUACAGCUUUAUAUAACACAAGUUUGCAUAUUUAUUUGUUCAUAUCAAAACAAAUAUGAGUACAGAGAAAAUAAUAAAAAAGAAAUUUGAUUCAAUGAAUCAACAUGAAAUUUAGAAGCACUCUUCUUAUUAUAGACUUUUGUUUUAAAAAGGCAAGCGUUUUAAUUUUAAUCUGUAGCCAACAGCCAUAGACAUACAUAUACAUAUCUAAAUGUAUAACAGGCCAUGGUCUUGAUACUCAUAUACCGAAAGCAUAAAAAAUGUCCGAAAAUUGAGUCGUAAAAAAACAAUAUGGAAAACAAGGAACGCAUGCGCAUGCUAUGAAUGUCUCAAAUAGAGACCGAGAUACUCUACUUCUCCCUGUCUAUCUCGCAAGAACGAAGACUCUGUUGUCUUCUAUGUUGAUUUUUCAUGACAUAAUUUUCAAACAGUUUUCCUAGCGAAUGUCGAGAUUUGUUUAUAUCGUGGACAUGAGUGCGAGCUGUAUAGAGAUAGAAUGCGUGAGCGAGAAAAUGAUAUAGAAAUAGAAAGAGAACGUUGCAUAGAGACUCUUUGUGUCUUUGUCUAAUAACUAAUAACACAUGACACGAUUCAUACAAUACAAAUAUUUAAGUGGACGAUAAUAUAUAUAUAUAUAUAUAUAUAUAUAUAGGUGUAUAAGAGUAGUUUCUGUGUAUCUUUCUAUUCUCACAUCGCAUCUACUUAGAUACAUGAUAACAUAUGACUAUCUUUAUUGUAUCUCUAUGUCACGUGCCUUAUUGCCCCAAUCAUUCUACUUCGAUCCUCGCUCAAUCAGCUGCGAACGCAAUAAAUGCUAGAAGCGCAAAAAAGAACCAAGCGUGCGCAUUCGCAUCACUUAUCAAUAAUCAGAGUCAUGCAAGAAGUA
This is a messenger RNA of Bombus terrestris (buff-tailed bumblebee), 3503 nucleotides long. Its product is annotated as vascular endothelial growth factor receptor 3. Gene Ontology annotation, molecular function: ATP binding; transmembrane receptor protein tyrosine kinase activity. Gene Ontology annotation, biological process: protein phosphorylation; positive regulation of kinase activity; multicellular organism development. Lineage: Eukaryota; Metazoa; Arthropoda; Insecta; Hymenoptera; Apidae. Bases 201 to 2378 code for a protein of 725 amino acids. The transcript is spliced from 10 exons. The record is from RefSeq and is a predicted model, not a curated record. Gene Ontology annotation, cellular component: signaling receptor complex.